Torulaspora globosa is the source of this 867-nucleotide messenger RNA. RefSeq names its product Rox1p (gene ROX1). The transcript has a single exon. Lineage: Eukaryota; Fungi; Ascomycota; Saccharomycetes; Saccharomycetales; Saccharomycetaceae. The record is from RefSeq and is a predicted model, not a curated record. Gene Ontology annotation, molecular function: DNA-binding transcription factor activity, RNA polymerase II-specific; RNA polymerase II cis-regulatory region sequence-specific DNA binding. Gene Ontology annotation, biological process: cell differentiation; anatomical structure morphogenesis; negative regulation of transcription by RNA polymerase II. Bases 1 to 867 code for a protein of 288 amino acids.
AUGGAUGACUCACCGCGUGAGAUGGGUAGGUAUGGGGAAAAGGAGAAGAUUCCAAGACCGCGCAAUGCGUUUAUACUGUUUAGACAGCACAACCACAAGCUGCUGAUCGACGAGUGGACGACCAAGGGCUUGGAGAUCCCGCAUAAUUCCAAGAUCUCGAAGCUGCUCGGUGUCAAAUGGAAGGAGCUGUCUAACGAGGAGAAAGUGCAUUGGAAAGAGCUGGCCGAGAAGGAGAAGACCGACCACGAAAAGAAGUAUCCGGACUAUAGAUACAAGCCCGUGAGGAAGCAGCGGAAGAAAAAGGAGCCUGUUCCGUUGGCAGCGCCGCCGCAGCAGCCGCCGCAGCAGCAGUAUCACCCCCAGCAUCAGCAUCAACAUCAACACCAGCAUCAUCCGCCGAUAGCUCACCGUCCAGCGCCGGGUCUCCUUCCAUUCAAUAACUAUACAAGACCACAACUCAACGAGCAGCACCACGUUGAGGCCGCGUAUCGCGGCGUAUACCCCGCUCCGUACUACUGGCCGCCCUAUUACAUGCAACAGGCGUAUCCCUACAAUUACUACGCCAAGACUCCCAACGCUCCCGCGAAUCCACAGGUGUACCCGGCUCCGAUCCCGUUCCAGACGCCCAUGCAGAUGCCAGUGCAACAGAGGAAACCGUCGCACGAGAUCCCGGUAAAUCGCGACCAGGUCCCGGAUUUCUCGUAUUACUCCGCCUACCAGCACCAACAACACCGUCCGUGGAACGCUCCACAGCCUGCAAACCCAAAGCCGCAUCCCAUUGUAUCAUCUACACCAGUCGUUCACGAUUAUCAAAACAGCAUCAACCAUCCAAGUCCAUCCCAAAGCCAGGACUCAAACUCGCAUUAA